AUGUUCAAGAAUGCAGAGUAUUCACGUUGUCGAAUAUGUCUUGAUAAUCUUAUUAACGGUCAAACACAUGUAUGUUCGAAUACAGUCCGAUGUGCUCAGUGUGAUGGAAAUUAUCAUUCGUUAUCUAGUGAAUGUGAAAAAGUAAUUGAAUAUCGAUCUAAUCUAAAAGAACAAGUUGAAAAUGCAUUAUCAGCAGGCAAACUACAACGUUUAGUACCUCAAGAUCAUGUUCAACCAACGGAAUUUCGGCUGAAGCAAAACGAAUUCCCGUCACUACCAUCACUAAUGUCUUGCACUUCUCCAUGGAAAAAAACUUCAGCACAAUCAGCAGUAACAAACAAUAUAAAUGGAAUCGAAGAUACAACGAAAAUAUUGCUCUCGAUAAAUCAAAACAUUUUAGAUAUGAAAGAUCCCAUGUCGUGA
Molecule: messenger RNA, 423 nt
Organism: Rotaria socialis
Lineage: Eukaryota; Metazoa; Rotifera; Eurotatoria; Philodinida; Philodinidae
Source: the annotation of a GenBank genome assembly